Zootoca vivipara (common lizard) is the source of this 5120-nucleotide messenger RNA. RefSeq names its product polypyrimidine tract binding protein 1 (gene PTBP1). Lineage: Eukaryota; Metazoa; Chordata; Lepidosauria; Squamata; Lacertidae. Gene Ontology annotation, cellular component: nucleus. Gene Ontology annotation, molecular function: RNA binding. Gene Ontology annotation, biological process: mRNA processing. The record is from RefSeq and is a predicted model, not a curated record.
AUAUAACACGUAGCCGUUGAGUCCGCUCCUGCUAUUCCAGCGCGUCCAGCUCCCGCUUCCCUUUCGGGUCGCCUUCGUGUGCCAUGGACGGAUGGGAUAUUUCCAGCCCUACGCAGAGAUGCUGGGGAUUGAUCCUGGGACCUUCUGCACGUGAAGCAGACACUUUACUGUUGAGCAAUGGCCCUGCCCAAAACCAGGCAGAAAGCAUUGUCCAAGAUAUAACAGUUGGUACAAAGCGGGGAUCUGACGAACUUUUCUCUACUUGUGUCACUAACGGACCUUUUAUCAUGAGCAGCAACUCUGCUUCUGCAGGCAUGCUGCUAGGAUCACUACACAGGGUGCUUCUUGACAGCUGGGAACUGAAUGAUGCCUCUUUAUUCGGGGCCAAUGGAAAUGACAGCAAAAAAUUCAAAGGCGACAGCAGAACUGCAGGAAUCCCAUCGCGAGUAAUCCACAUCCGCAAGCUGCCCAGCGACGUCACAGAAGCCGAAGUUAUUUCCUUGGGGCUACCUUUUGGCAAGGUCACUAACCUACUGAUGUUGAAAGGGAAGAAUCAGGCUUUCAUAGAAAUGAACACGGAGGAAGCGGCUAACACCAUGGUUAGCUACUACACCACAGUAACUCCUGUCCUUAGGAGCCAGGCCAUCUACAUCCAGUUCUCCAACCACAAAGAGCUGAAGACGGACAACUCUCCAAACCAGGCGCGCGCUCAGGCAGCCCUGCAAGCGGUGAACUCCGUGCAGUCUGGGAACCUCGCGCUGUCUGCCACCGCUGCAGCUGUGGAUGCUGGGAUGGCCAUGGCUGGGCAGAGCCCAGUCCUGAGGAUCAUUGUGGAAAACCUCUUUUAUCCCGUCACCCUGGAUGUCUUGCAUCAGAUUUUCUCCAAGUUUGGCACCGUGCUGAAAAUAAUCACCUUCACAAAGAACAACCAGUUCCAGGCGCUUUUGCAGUAUGCAGACCCGAUGAGCGCCCAGCACGCCAAAUUGUCUCUCGACGGACAAAACAUCUACAACGCCUGCUGCACACUCCGCAUUGACUUCUCAAAGCUCACCAGCCUCAAUGUGAAAUACAACAACGACAAGAGCAGGGACUAUACCCGGCCAGAUCUGCCUUCUGGAGACAGCCAGCCCUCCCUCGAUCAGACCAUGGCAGCUGCUUUUGGUGCUCCAGGGAUCAUUUCUGCCUCUCCUUAUACAGGAGCCGGCUUCCCGCCCGCUUUUGCGAUUCCUCAAGCAGGCCUCUCAGUCCCCAAUGUACACGGAGCUCUUGCUCCUUUGGGUAUCCCGUCAGCAGCGGCCGCCGCGGCAGCCGCAGGACGGAUUGCAAUUCCCGGCCUUUCCGGGGCCGGGAACUCCGUCCUGCUGGUUAGCAAUUUGAACGCCGAGAGAGUUACACCCCAAUGCCUCUUUAUUCUUUUCGGGGUAUAUGGUGAUGUGCAAAGAGUGAAGAUCUUGUUCAAUAAGAAAGAGAACGCCUUGGUUCAAAUGGCAGAUGGCAAUCAAGCCCAGCUGGCCAUGAGCCACCUCAAUGGUCAAAAGCUUCACGGAAAGCCCAUCCGCAUCACUCUGUCGAAGCACCAGACAGUGCAGUUGCCCCGCGAAGGGCAGGAAGACCAGGGGCUGACCAAGGACUACGGCAACUCUCCCCUACACCGUUUCAAGAAGCCAGGCUCCAAGAACUUCCAGAACAUUUUCCCCCCUUCCGCCACUCUCCACCUCUCCAAUAUUCCGCCUUCGAUAAUCGAAGACGACCUCAAGCUGCUGUUCUCCAGUAAUGGCGGGAUGGUGAAAGGCUUCAAAUUCUUCCAGAAAGACCGCAAGAUGGCUCUCAUCCAAAUGAGCUCCGUGGACGAGGCCAUCCAGUCGCUCAUCGACCUCCACAACCACGACCUCGGCGAGAACCACCACUUGCGCGUCUCCUUCUCAAAGUCCACCAUCUAGGCGGUUUUUGGAGACGCGCGUGCGGCAGAAUAUGGACCCUGACUGAGAAACAAAACAUAACAAAAGCCACCGCCGUCGCCACCCUUCCUUGUGGCCCUGGCCUCGGCCUCUUCUUUUCCAAGGGCUGGGCCACCGGCAUGGGGGUGGGACAACUUCCGUCAUUCCAGAAACAAAAAGAAGCCACUUUAAAAAAGAGAGAGAGAGAUUGCAGCUGAAGUGACCUUAAAAAGACAACAGAUUUUAUUUUUUUAAAGAUGAAAGAAACAGUUUACUGGGCGUUCCUUUUUAUAAAAAGAAAAUGCAGAUUCUUAAUUCAUGUCACUAUAACCUUUCUUGCAGUGAGUGGGGUUGACUAUAUAUUUGACCAAGAAAAAACAACAACGCAACAACCAUAAACGUAGAAGUUUACAGUUCUUGGUUGGAAGCCUCUCCGGGAGUUUCUCCCCUUACGGAAAUAUCGAAAACCCACCCAUUCCCAGAAAGCUUACCAGCUUCACAGCAAUGCCUUUUAUCUCGAGUCUGACCCUUUCUUCAAUAAUUUUUUCCUGAACACAGAUGCCUUCCUUUGGGGGGGGAGCCCUUUCCCCCAAGCCUUGCAUCGAGCAUCUUGUGCCUUAGAAGCUUUUUCUGUAAAAGUAAAAGGAGGGGGGCUGGGACAGCAGCCAUUGGGAAAAUUCUUAAGAGUUGCGAGGGGGUGGGCGGGCAGAGAAAGCAUUACCUUCCUUUAAUAUAUAUCUGCAUAAAACUUAUAUUAACUUGCAGAUUGAGUCGGGUUUCCUCCAGCCCGCAAAGUUCACAAAAUCGGGCCAAUAAUGUAUUUGUGCUUGAAGGGCGGGGGGGCAAAUGUCCUUCGCCCCGUCAAGUCAGCGUUUCAGUGAAAAGGGAGUUCCCCUUUUCGCAUUAAGUAUUCCCCAAGCUGCAGACACUAAAUUUGUUAAACUAGAGCAGCCAGCUUCUCCAAAUCUGUGUUCAGAAUCUUAAUUUUGGGCUCGUCCUGAAAGGGUCGGUUUAAGAUUCUUUUGUAACCGCCGCCGCCCCUUCCCUGAUUUUGCUCUUUAACCACCAGCAUAUAUCUCCGAUCUCAAACUAGUAGUUUCAGCUUCUUGUUUUAACCUCUUUCUUACUAUAAUUUUGUUUUACAAUGCAGUCUUACCUUUGCCUAGCAAUAUUUCCAGAUGACCAAAUAUUCUAAUUAAUUCAUACGUAUAUAUCUAUAUAUGCAAAAUGCAAUAGCAUAACUUUUUUUUAUAUAGAUGGUAUAAAUAUAUCUAAGCCUGCUCUUUCUAUUACCCAUGUAUCCUGUACUCUUGUAAUUUUUUUCUUCUUCAUUUGUAAGCUGGAAAAAAAACAACCUAGCACAUAAUUUUAGUUUUAUCAAGAUGAAGUCAUUUCCGAAGAUGUAACGUCGUACUUUGAAGAAGUAUUUAAAGUAGCGAAUUCCAGUUGCUUCAAGAGGAGGAAAGGACCCACAUUUAAAAGGAGUCAUCUUACUGUAAUAAUCCAAGCUUAUCUAUCUUAUUUAAAGAAAUGCAAGUAGUUUUUCUUCCUCUCCGCCAAGAUAGUACCUAAAAACACAAUUCUUCUGUGACCUCCAACUUUCCCCUGUUGAUAUAUGCCUUCUUUAUAUUCCAAUGUUGCCUUAAAUUUCCCUCUCGACUCAUGUGAGAUUUUAAGAUAACCAGAAUCUUUGUACUUAAUAUCAGGGUUAUAGUUCCUCAAAUUGUGGACCAAAGUUGUUGUUCGUUUUUUCUCUUCGACGUAUGGGGUGUUGUCUCUCAACUCACCCGUGUUUCCUGCUUCGCGGAAUCUGUUUAAUGACUUGCUUUUUCCCCCCUCUUGUCACUGUGGAUUUUGGAAAGAGAGAGAAAAGUCUUAAAUCUUUUUUUUAAAAAAACUAUAUAUCCAUCCCAGUGUCACAGGGAUGCAAUCUAUGCUGGAGGUGUGUAUGCAUGUCUUUUGAGUCAGGAUUUGUCCUUGGGUCGCCUGCGUAAAGGGGGGGGGGGGAGAGCCUCUCGGCCAGCAGUCCUCCCCGGGGCUCGCAAUAACGCUAUCCCGGAAAGCAAAAAAAGGCAUCUGCAGAAGUGAGGGCCAAUCCGAAACAGUCGGGCAGCCCUCCCUUUUCUCGGCUGACCCCGUGCGCGUCGCCUUCUGCGGGGCCGCUUGAUUUCAUGGGCCAUGUGGGCGGCCGUCUCCCCUGCCUGCUUGCCCCCCCCCCCCGAUCCGUAGCUGGUGCUGAGGGCUUGGGUUGCCGAGCGGGGUGAGAGCGAGGCCCGGCGUUCCCCACCCAGCGGCCUUCCUAGCAAGGUCGACGGCUGCUCUCCGGGUGGAGAAAUGGAGCGGCGGCUCGCUCAACUCGACGUGGAGGUCUGUUGCUGCGUGCCCCCCCCCAUGGGUUGAUUUAGGAAAAGGGGGCCACAUUGGACCAUGCGGCAAGACACCACCCCCCCAGCGGCGCCCAGCAAAAGUACCACUUUAAAUGGUUUCAAGCGUAGUUUUUAUAUUUUAAAGCGUGCUUUGUGUAUCUCCUCUUGGGGGGGCUGCUCGGACAUCACAACCCCUCUCCCUGCUGACGUGUUUGUUUUUUUGUUUGUUUUUUAAGGAAUAGCUUGAGAAUCAGUCAGCAAACCUUUGAGGACUUCUAUUUCCGUGUGUGUUAAUUUGGUAUGUUUUCAGACGCACACAGGCAUAUAGCAGUUUAAAUGGGUUGGGGGGGAGAGGGGUUUCAUCUUUCCUUUUUUCUGGGUUCUCCCCCCCCCCUUUUCUCCUUUUCGAUCCUGUGUUUUUUUGCAUGUAAAUGUGAGUAAUGAGAAAAAAAGGUGUAAAUAUUUAUAAUUUUUUAUACCUGUUGUAAGACAUGAGGGGGCAGCAGAACCCAAGUUUUUUGGUAAAACAGAUGUAUUGUAUAUUUUGAUAACCAGCUUAUUACAGGUUCAGUAUUGGGGGCUGGGGGCGGGGAAGGCUUACCAUUCGCGUCAAAUUCCAUUGCCUGGCUCACGAGGGAAAAAAAUGUAAUGCAAAAAAAGAAAAAAAAGAAAUUAAAACUAUUCUAUACUGAACGUAGUACCUUUUCUUCUGUAGCCCAUUACUUAUUUUUCUUGUUUGGAUUGUAGAAAGCAGUCGAUUGGCUUAUCUGUACUUCUUUUUAUUUUGGCUCUCAAUAAAUGUCUUCUGUAUUCUUUG